Molecule: messenger RNA, 1075 nt
Organism: Bradysia coprophila
Lineage: Eukaryota; Metazoa; Arthropoda; Insecta; Diptera; Sciaridae
Gene: Sol1
Product: CUB domain-containing protein Sol1
Cellular component (GO): plasma membrane
Source: RefSeq, a predicted model, not a curated record
ACCGGACGUUGUCGCUGUGUUAUAAAGUUUUGUAAACAAUGUGCUUGAGGUAAAAGUGGGACACUUAACUUCAAAUCGAAUUAAAAGGGACAUAAAAUCAAGGAUAUCAUAUCUAUCGUUGAACACGACCAACACAUACCAAAACCACCAUAUAAAAAGGGAUAUAAACAUUUUGACAAUGAUGAACAUCAAAUUUUGCUCGGAUUAGUUUGGAUAUAGAGAGAUAAUGAUUUUAUGGCGGCUCAAGACGAUGUGGUUGUACAUAAUGACAACCGCGAUAGCGUUGCUGAUGUGUAAUUGUGAUGGAUUUGGUAAAGUUUGUAAGUGCAUAAACCAGAGUGGAACUAAAGGAAAUGAAUGGGGAUCAUUGGCGAUAGCAUCUAAUGAAAGUCGUUUAAAUGGAUACGAGUGUGCCCUAAUUUAUAUUCGUGGAGCACCUGGCGAAAUUGUCGAGUUACGAUUUUACGACAUCAACUUAAGAAAAGGAUGCCAAGAUGAAUUUCAAAUUUUUCCACAUCUGAAAGAAUCAAUGAUAUCUGAUACGGCCAUACCAGAAGAAGUAAUUUGUGCAGAAAAUGCCGGACAAUUUGUAACAACAAACACAUCAUUGCAAAGUGAUUCGGUGGAUGCCACAGUGACUAACAAUAUCGUCGAAAAAAGUGAUGUUGACCAUACAUAUGAGGACAAUCAGUCAGCCGGACAUAAAUCAUUCAAUGGAAAUGAAGUUGUUGCUGUUGAACGGAGAAAAACGCUGUUCAGUUCGGAUAAUAUAUUUGGUUUACGAUUGGACUUUAAACAUGCUCUCGAUUUUCCAAACACUUAUUUCAGCAUUUCUGGAUCAUAUCGAUUUGUUGAUAAAGGCCGAACACAAUUGUCGAGAUUGAGUUUCAGGCAAUUCAUUUUGCGGAGAAUAGACUGAGAAGCUGCAUCAAUUCAACCGAAAAAAUUACCAUAUAUGACCAUAAAAUUGCCGAUAAAAUUUUCGUUAUUGAUGUACUGUGCAAUGUGAAACAAAACAAACAAAUAACCAGUACCGGACCAAAUCUUGUGAUUGAAUUUGAAUCGAGUUCAAAUC